Molecule: messenger RNA, 1725 nt
Organism: Cyprinodon variegatus (sheepshead minnow)
Lineage: Eukaryota; Metazoa; Chordata; Actinopteri; Cyprinodontiformes; Cyprinodontidae
Gene: taf1a
Product: TATA-box binding protein associated factor, RNA polymerase I, A
Exons: 11
Coding region: 246-1493 (415 amino acids)
Biological process (GO): transcription by RNA polymerase I
Cellular component (GO): RNA polymerase I transcription regulator complex
Source: RefSeq, a predicted model, not a curated record
UGCCAACCGCCAUAGAAAUUUCAACCACAAGAAGAAGAAGAAAGCAUGGCAGUAGAAAUCAACAGUAAAACUUGCAGUUCUUUACCAUAUUAGUAGAAUAUACAAUUGACCAGUAGCCUAGCAUUAGGCAGUAACUCACCGUUUUGAGUAAGAUAAUAUAGGACAUUAAUUAUUAAGCAUCCAGACGACAACUACUCUUGGUAGGAACCCAUGUUACAUACUGGAAUCUCCUUGCAGAACUGAUCAUGGAAUCCUUAGAUGAACAUUUUAACCUGGAGGAUGAAAGCGAGUCCUCAGAUGACAGCUCUAGAAAUAGACACAAAUCUAAGCUCCCACUGGCCAGCCCUCUGUGUGCAGAGACCAAGUUUGAAAGCGGCUUUCAGAAGACAGGCAGAAUUUGUCUUGAGCAUAUCCGAGAAGCGAUGCUGCAUCAUAAAUGGCAGGAGGCUGCAGAGUACAUGGCCAGUUACACCCAGAUGUUAGAGGACAGAAAACGCCGUUCAACAAGUAAAGAGCUUGUUUGGAGACUCAGCAUCGAGAUACUUCACCACCUUUCCAACUCAACAGUGAAGGACUACAACAUCAUCUAUGAACGGAUGAAACACUCAGGAGUGAAAGAUUAUCUGACAAUUUGCCUGGAACAUUCUUUCCACCUGAUGCUUCACGGUCAGAUUGAGGAAGCGAAGCAGCAGCUGUCCGUCGCUGAGAGCUGGAGAUACGGGAAAGAGUCCAUUUCUCAGCAUCAGCGAGUUAAACUGAUUCAGGCAUACAGAAGCCUGUUGGAUUAUAUGAUCUGGUGUGACAAAAAAUACACACUCACCAAAAACAAUUCAAUUGAAUCUGACAACCAAGGAAUGCAGACCCUCUUCAGACAAGCCUCUGUCAAUUUUAAAGAACUUUUAAGAAACCCUGGAGUCUGGGAUCCCUUCGUUCUUAGUUAUGUUGAGAUGCUGGAGUUUUAUGAGGAUUACGAGGAGGCUCUUAAUGUCUUGAACGACUACGCGUACGACAACAGCUUUCCCCCAAAUCCCAAUGCACACGUCUAUAUUUACCAGUUCCUCAAGCGACACAACGCUUCUGAGAAGAAACUGGUGAAAGUGUUAAAGAACCUCCAUCUAUUAGUGCCAAGCCAUGAGCUGAUGUUGGAGUACAGCUUUCUCUUGCUUCAAUCAGAGAGAACCAGUGAUUUUCGUAAAGCUUUCGCCGUCCUCCUCGACAUGCUCGACUUCGCCUGCUGGAGGAGCAACCUGGACGUGUGGAAGUCUUUACAGGACGCCAUUCACCAACUGCUUUCACAGAAUGAAGGGCAGAUGAUCAUUCAAGACUAUAUGGCUUUAAGAAAAGACUGGUGGCCCAAGUUGCAUUUCACAAGGUCUCAUGCAAAGAAAGACUCGGAGGAGAACGCCAAACUUUUGGAGGUCAAGGCAUCGCUGGCAGAAAUACUUUGUCCAGGUCGAGCCCUGAGGUACACCGCUGAGCCAUUGCCGACAUGAGUGGGAUUGUUGGCAUGUAAUGGAAAACCCCAAGUUCAACUUUCCUUUUCUUUUUAUAAUGUUUCUUUUUAGAGCAAGACCUCUUACUUCUAUCACCACUGAAUUUUAAGGUCAAGAUUAAGAAAUGUCACGUUUACCCUAUAAUGUCCUAAACAGUUCUCUUGUUUUCUAUUAAUUUUGCCCUGAACUCUUUAUUUUGCAAUAAAUAAAAAGAACCACAGUGUGGCGCCAU